AUGAUUGACUGCAGCCCCAUCGAAAUUAGUGCAAUUAAAGAAGUCUUUGGCAAUAGUGUUAAUAUCUUGUUAUAUCAUUGGCAUAUUAAAAGAGCAUGGGAAGUUAAUAUAAAGAAGCAUAUUAAAGUGCAAAACUCAACACAUGCUUCGAACAUAGCUUGUAACAGUGUUUGUGCUGUAUUGAGUAAUAUGAUGCAUGCAACAACUUCUGUUGCCUAUGAUACAUUGUAUAAUGAAUUUCUUAUGAAAUUUGGGGAAUACGAGAACUUUAUUUUGUACUUUAACAGAAUGUGGGUUGCAACCUUUCAUACCAAUAAUUUGAUAGAGUCUUAUUACAAUCAGCUGAAGACUUUCUAUCUUGAACGUGUAAGAUCUCUUCGAGUAGAUAGACUUAUUUAUCUUCUAGCCAAAGUCUUGACUCUUGACUACAGACAAGAGAGUGUCAAGACGUUAUAUGGAUUCCAAUCAAAUGGUUUUCUGCAAAACUGCACUUGCCCUGAUACUUCCAAGCUUUGCAAGCGUAUCUUUCUCAUCAAUCGUAUGCUAGACAUUCCCUACUCUUUGCGCCAAAGUCUUUCCUCCUCCUCCUCUGCUGUCUAUAUAUCUAAUACUGAUACUAAAGUAGUAGUUGACACUUCCCUUCUUUCUGACGAGAUAGAAGCUGAUAUCAUGAAGUAUUUUCAAUUAUACUCUGUUGAACUUGACACCAAGAUAGCCGAGUAUAAGAGAAUCCCAGAAGAUAUGAGCCAGUUCUUAGAUACAUUGAAGUUUGCAUACAACAAGCUGAAAGAACAUGGCUUCCUCUCUCAAUCCCGUACACCUUGA
Molecule: messenger RNA, 825 nt
Organism: Phycomyces blakesleeanus NRRL 1555(-)
Lineage: Eukaryota; Fungi; Mucoromycota; Mucoromycetes; Mucorales; Phycomycetaceae
Exons: 4
Coding region: 1-825 (274 amino acids)
Source: RefSeq, a predicted model, not a curated record